GAACAGAGACUCCCAUCCUCUCUACCCCUCAGCCCCACCACCUCCGUCUGCGGCCCCCUGCAGCGUAGCGCUUGCUCAGCCGCAGAGGCGCGUGCCCAGACCUUGCUGCCCCCAGCCGCUGCGGUGCGAGCCCAGACGUCGCGACUCGCACCUCCCCGAGAUCCUGGGUAUCAGGCCCAGGAGGUAAGGAGAGCGGAAGUCGCUUUUAACUGAGGCCCUUUGCCUGGCUUCUAGCCGGCUAGCGCGUCCUCAGCCCCUAACCCCGCAAGGCCUCCUCCUUCCGUCAGUCUCCGCCUCUCUCCAACCUCACCCCUACCCCCCCCCCCCCCCCAGCAGUCUCUUCUCCACCAAUCCUCUACUGGUGCCACCACCGCCGCACCUGCGAGGCGGAGCCCUGGCCGCCCCGGCGUCUUCUCUGCGUCCUCCCUCCGCCCCCCACACCCCCAGGCGUCCGGAGAUCAUCCUCCGUCCCUCCCCCUCCCGCCCCCGCCUUCACCUCACCCGCCGCCGCCUCAGUCUCGGCCGCACUGUCCCGGAGCGGCGGCGGUGGGAGCGGAAGCGCCCUCUCUUUCCUCUGCGGAGUCGGCGCCGCGGCAGCUCGAGAGCCGGCACGAGUGGGACAACUGCCGCAGCGCCCUAGAGGAGCGCCGGGACUGCGGGGUGAGGGGCAACGGUGGCCACCGGGCCGGCGAAGGAACGGCGGCGGCGGGUCCCCGCUUUUGCGCCACCCGAUGCCGGUGUGGUGCUGCCGGUGCUCCCUGGUCGGUCAUUUCAGAAACUAUAACAACCCUGAAACUGAAGGGCAGAUUUUGAAUUCCUUAGUACAGUAUUUUGGUGACAGUUUCAGCAGAAAAGUUAAAGCAAUGCCAUUAGUUGAAGAAACUUCUUUACCCGAAGACUCAUCACUGACUUUGCCUGUGGUAAUAGUCGGAAAUGGACCCUCAGGCAUUUGCCUUUCUUACAUGUUGUCAGGAUACAGACCAUAUUUAUCUCCAGAAGCUGUACAUCCAAAUCCAAUUUUGCAUAGCAAAUUAGAAGAAGCAAGACAUCUCUCCAUUAUUGAUCAGGAUUUAGAAUAUUUGUCUGAAGGUCUUGAAGGCCGAUCAUCUAAUCCAGUUGCAAUACUACUUGAUACACUUCUUCAUCCAGAUGCUGACUUUGGAUAUGAUUAUCCAUCAGUUUUGCAUUGGAAAUUAGAACAACAUCAUUAUAUUCCUCACUUGGUUCUUGGUAAAGGACCACCUGGUGGGGCUUGGCAUCAUAUGGAAGGUUCUAUGUUGACAAUCAGCUUUGGAAACUGGAUGGAGUUGCCUGGACUUAAAUUUAAGGAUUGGGUGGCUACCAAACGAAGGAACAUUAAGAGUGAUCGAGUUACACCAGAGGAGAUAGCUCGCUACUACAAGCACUAUGUGAAAGUUAUGGGUCUUCAGAAGAAUUUCCGAGAAAAUACUUAUAUAACCUCUAUAUCAAGACUUUACAGAGAUCAAGAGGAUGAUGACCAGGACAGUGAUGAUAUUUCAACACCACAGUUACAAAUGGAAAAAGCAAAAUUUAUCAAGAGAAACUGGGAGAUUAGAGGCUAUCAGAGAACAGCUGAUGGCUCUCAUGUCCCUUUUUGUCUCUUUGCUGAGAAUGUAGCUCUAGCAACUGGAACUCUGGAUUCUCCUACUUAUCUGAAAGUUGAAGGGGAAGAUUUCCCCUUUGUGUUUCAUUCAAUGCCAGAGUUUGGAGCUGCCAUUAGCAAAGGAAAGUUACAUGGCAAAGUGGACCCAGUUUUAAUUGUAGGUUCUGGACUUACUGCAGCUGAUGCUGUGCUGUGUGCUUACAACAAUAAUAUUCCUAUAAUCCAUGUGUUCCGGAAACGGGUAACUGAUCCAAGUUUAAUUUUCAAACAACUUCCCAAAAAGCUUUAUCCUGAAUAUCAUAAAGUCUAUCAUAUGAUGUGUACUCAGUCAUAUUCUAUAGACUCUAAACUUCCAUCAGCUUAUACCAGUUUUCCUGAGCACCAUGUGCUUUCAUUUAAGACGGACAUGAAGUGUGUUCUUCAGAGUGUCUCUGGAUUGAAGAAGAUCCUCAAGUUAUCUGCAGCGGUGGUAUUAAUAGGCUCCUAUCCUAAUCUGUCCUUUUUGAAGGAACAAGGGUAUGACUUAGGUCAUAAUUCAAACCAGCCAAUUACAUGUAAAGGUAAUCCUGUGGAAAUUGAUCCGUACACAUAUGAGUGUACUAAAGAAGCUAAUCUUUUUGCCUUGGGGCCUUUGGUUGGAGACAAUUUUGUAAGAUUUUUAAAGGGUGGGGCACUGGGUGUUACUCGAUGUCUAGUUACCAGACAGAAGAGGAAACAGCAUUUGAUUGUUGAAAGAGGAGGUGGUGAUGGUGUAGCCUAAAGUUACUGUGUUUACAAAUAAUAAUUCAUAACUAAUUCAUAUGGACAGCUUGCCAUCAGCAUUUUUAAUAGUGAUAAUUUGUGGUCUGAUUUUGCUGGGCCUGUAUUGCCUUUAACAGGAGGUACACAACUAUACUCAUCAUUUUGAAAUGUUGUGAGAACUUCAUUUUCUUAUUUUAAAACUACCUUGUACUGCCAGAUGUAAUUUUCAAAGAAAUGAAAAACACUGUCAGUUUGUCUGGCCAACUUUUAAAAGGCCUUCAUUUUAACUGAAGCACUGUAACAUUAUUUUAACAAGACUUAAUUUCAGUUAUUUUUCUUCCAUUUCUUGGGUUUAAUUUUCAAACUUUUAUUGCCUUGAAAACAUAAAAUCAGAUGAUUACGCUAAGAAGUUGACUUUAAUAUAAUUUUAGGUCUCAAGGAGAAUGUUAUGUGGGAAAACACUUCCUAAAAAAGAUUUUAUUUAUUUUGCUACAUCAUCAGUUUUGUAAAUUUUAUUUGUCACUUAGAUUAAGAUGGUCUGUAAACAAAAGAAGAUUCUUUGUUAAAUUCAAUGUAGACUUCUUAAUUUUAGAUUCUAAUAAUAAUCUGACAGUCCAUUAAUGUUGGGAUACAUCUGCAAACUUGGCCAUCUUAAGACAAAUUAAUAAAGUAUUUUGUGGAGGUUUGUUCUCUACUAAACUUCUAAAAAGCUUUCCAGUAAUACUUUGAUUUGAAGUAUGAUAAUAAAUUGCUUAUAUAAGUGCUCUUACUAUUGUGUGAAGAGUUAAUAAUCUUAAUAGCUUACAUUUAUACAAUAUAAUUUUUUUGUCAUUUUA
Molecule: messenger RNA, 3201 nt
Organism: Monodelphis domestica (gray short-tailed opossum)
Lineage: Eukaryota; Metazoa; Chordata; Mammalia; Didelphimorphia; Didelphidae
Gene: OSGIN2
Product: oxidative stress induced growth inhibitor family member 2
Biological process (GO): negative regulation of cell growth
Molecular function (GO): growth factor activity
Source: RefSeq, a predicted model, not a curated record